Messenger RNA from Arabidopsis arenosa, 935 nucleotides. Lineage: Eukaryota; Viridiplantae; Streptophyta; Magnoliopsida; Brassicales; Brassicaceae. The record is from the annotation of a GenBank genome assembly.
AAAUACUAAUUCACUGUUAUUCUUGGCGCGAAUUUAAAUUUAUUUCUGUUAAUUUCUGAAACAUGAUCAUCACACGAACAAGAUAGCCUUUAAAAAGGUACCAACAAUAAUUAGAGCUGAAUGAAAAUGGCCAAUCUAUUCACUGCUACGACUCCUUUCCUCUCACUUUCGAAGCCAUUCACCAAAACGGCACCGUACCACCACCACUGUUACGCCUCUUCUUCCAAUCCGCCGGAGCCUGAGUCUUCUCCUCCUCCACCUCCACCUCAACCGCUGGCAUCGCAACAGAAGAGGAAGAAGAACGUUGAGACGACGGAUUGGGUCGCUUCUUCCCUGACCCGGCGGUUUGGAAUCGGCGCGGGUCUUGCCUGGGCGGGCUUUCUGGCUUUCGGUGUAGUCUCCGAGCAGAUCAAGACUCGGAUUGAGGUUUCUCAGGAAGUAGCUAACACCAGAGAUGUAGAAGAAGAGAAAGAGAUUGUGUUGCCCAACGGCAUAAGGUACUAUGAUCUACGGGUUGGAGGAGGAGCGACACCACGGGCAGGAGACUUGGUAGUGAUUGAUCUAAAGGGGCAAGUGCAAGGAACCGGGCAAGUAUUCGUGGACACAUUUGGAAGCAAAGACAAGAAGAAGCCAUUGGCACUUGUGGUGGGUUCAAAACUAUAUAGCAAAGGAUUAUGUGAAGGCAUAGAUUAUGUUCUAAGGUCCAUGAAGGCUGGAGGUAAACGCAGAGUGAUCGUUCCACCAUUGUUAGGAUUUGGAGAAGACGGUGCUGAAUUGGAAUCGGGUUUGCAGAUUCCUCCCAAUGCUUCGUUGGAGUAUAUAGUUGAGAUUGAUAGAGUCUCAAUUGCACCUGCUUGACUUGUGUUUUCAUUGCCAAAUCCUUCAAAUUGGUUGUAUAAGAGAUUAUGAGUGGAAAAUAAAUAGUGUAAAGUUUU